Molecule: messenger RNA, 357 nt
Organism: Penicillium subrubescens
Lineage: Eukaryota; Fungi; Ascomycota; Eurotiomycetes; Eurotiales; Aspergillaceae
Exons: 1
Coding region: 1-357 (118 amino acids)
Source: RefSeq, a predicted model, not a curated record
AUGUGCCACGAUCAUGAGGAAUUUCCGGGCAGCGAGCAAUCAGAAGCUACGGGCGAUGAGGCCGACGAGUUUGACUACGAAGAAGAUGCCGAAUACAUCACCAAAGACGACAUGGAUGACGAUAGCACCAACAUUGUCAGCAUUCCUUCGACCGAGGAAGUUUCUUCCAGGGAACGACUGCUUCAAAGGAUCGAAGAGGAAUUUCUUGGCCGGGUAGAUGCAAUGGUUUACGAUGAAGAUAUCCAACAUUUCAACUGGCUGGGAAAUCCAUUCUAUCAGGUCAGCUCAACCACCCCCGCAGAAUCACUGGCUAUCAUCUGCACUGGGCCUAAAGUUCCCCAAGGAAGUGACAAGUGA